Dromaius novaehollandiae (emu) is the source of this 6472-nucleotide messenger RNA. RefSeq names its product ABI family member 3 binding protein (gene ABI3BP). Gene Ontology annotation, molecular function: protein binding. The transcript has 61 exons. The record is from RefSeq and is a predicted model, not a curated record. Lineage: Eukaryota; Metazoa; Chordata; Aves; Casuariiformes; Dromaiidae. Gene Ontology annotation, biological process: extracellular matrix organization; positive regulation of cell-substrate adhesion. The coding region runs from base 144 to 5153 and encodes 1669 amino acids.
CCUCCCACUGUGUGAACUAAGCUUGUGUCAAAGUGUUGCUGCCUCUGUCACAGAAAGAACAGUUCACUUUUAACUGCAGCUGCAGUACCUUGUGUGAUAACCUCUAUCAGCAUUAUUCAAAGUGCGAGGUUGGGUUUGUAACCAUGAUAUCAAGAUUGGUCUUUCUCCUUUUCUGUGGACAUAUUGCACUAACCCUGGAAAAUGCUGAGAAAUUGCCAAGAGUGAAAAGACAGAGUCUGAAAGUUCAGAUCAACGCAACAGAUGAUACUGUUUGCAUGAAGUAUCUUCGACCAAGUCAAAACACCAAACUUGAAGGUUUUGUCCUGGGUUAUGGAAGCAGCUUCUUUUCUAAUCAGUACAUUCCUUUACCUUCUGAAGGAAAAACAUACAUAACUGAACUUGAUGCAGAGCCACGGUAUUUAGUUUCAGUAAGACCGGCACGCAAUUCAAAUAACAAGAAAUCUUGCUCAGGUCGGACCAAGACUCAAAAGCCUCUGCAGCUGGUAGUUGGGACUCUGACACCAACCUCUGUCUUCCUCUCUUGGGGCAUCCUAGUCAACCCUCAACAUGACUGGACAGCAACAAGUAACUGUGCUAGUGACAGGUUCUAUACCGUUCGUUACAGAGAAAAGGAUAAAGAAAAGAAAUGGGUUUUUCAGCUUUGCCCAGUUACAGAGACAGUGGUGGACAAUCUGAAGCCAAACACACUUUAUGAAUUUGGAGUUAAAGACAACAUAGAGGAUAGUAUUUGGAGCAAGACUUUCAAUCACAAGACAGUUCUGUCUAAUAAAAAAGUAAAUGGACAACUCCAGAACAUGUACAAGUUGGUACCUAAUACCCAAACACAGCUUACUCUAAGAGAUAAUAAGAAGUUAGUCCCUGUCACAAUAAUCAAACAAGUUAUUCAAAAUCGGACGCUGUCAAAGACUCCAGAUAGUUCUUCUCUGCCAGGAGCAAUAUUAGUGCACCUUGUUGUUCCAGGUCUCAAUGAAACUCAACAGAAACUUCCUCCUCUCCUGACGAUAGAUGACAUAUCUCAAGCAUCCAAGAAAAAAAUAGCUAAGAAUGAAACUCGAGCAUGGCCUGCUGAAUCCAAAACACCAGAAGUUCAAGAAAUCUCCCCACAGUCCCUGCCAGCUGAAACGGAGAAAAACAAUGGACCUGAGGAAUUUAAAUCAACACCUAAACCUGAAUUGGCGCAAACUCAAAGCAUACUGGCUUCUAAUGAAAUACAGCCACUUCCUCCUGGAUCCAGAAUCUCUGAUGCUCCAAAAAGUCCACUGACAGAACUUGCUACUCAGAGUCCAGCCUUGAAAUCCAUAUCUCUCCCUCCUGUGGAAACCAGAGACAUGGAGAUGGCUUUUGAUGAAACACAGCCUAUUUCUUCAAGAUACAAAACAUCUGGCACCACAGAAGUGCGACCAACCAAAUCUGCUUCACAUGGCUUUCUUCAUGUUACUUCUACUCCUCAAACUUUUGCAACUCCAGAAAUAUCAGACACUGCUAAAGAUACUGCUGAGUUGGAAAUAUCCGUGCCUGUGAUUACCACAGAACCUCAUUUCUUAGAAAUGGCAAUGGAUGAAACGAAGCCCCUUUCUUCAAGAUCCAAAACGUCUGGCUUGCCAGAAAUGCUACCAAUCUCAGCUGCUUCUCGGAGACCAAGGCUGAAGUCCACCUCUCUUCCCUCCCUGGCAACCCAGCAAACAGUGAAGGCUGCACCUGACUUUCUUCAGGUUACUUCUACUUUCCAAACCUCUGCAUCUGCAGAAAUGUCAGAGACAGAGACUGCUGCUGAUGAAAUAAAGCCAGUUUCUUCAAGAUCCACAACAUCUGGUAUUCCAGAAACAGCAUCAACAAAAUCUGUAACUGUUCAAACACCUUUGCAACCUGUUACAUUUGACUCAAGUAAAGUGGAAAUGGCUACACAGGAACCAGUCCUGAAAUCCACAUCUCUUCCCUCCAUGGAAACCAGAGGGACAGUGAUGGCUUUUGAUGAAAAGCAGCCUGUUUCUUCAAGAUCUGAAACAUCUGGCAUCCAAGAAAUGCCAUCAGCUGUACCUGCUCUCCCAAAGCCAGUCCUGGAAUCCACAGCUUUUCCCUCCCUGGAAACCACAAGGACAGUGAUGGCUACUUGGAGACCAAAACUGAAAUCUCCUUCUCCCUACCUGGCAACCCAAGGAACAGUGGAGGCUUCUCGGAGACCAAGGCUGAAGUCCACCUCUCUUCCCUCCCUGGCAACCCAGCAAACAGUGAAGGCUUUUGAUGAUAUUCAGCCUGUUCUUUCAAGCCCUAUGACACCUAGUAAGCCUGAAAUAGCAGAUCCUGGACCAGCAACAAGUGAAUCCAUUCUGGAAUCUUUCACACCUAAAACUUCUCGUCCUUUUCAAUGGCCAAGGGUAACAUUAGCUCCAAAAGAAACACCACUUAUUCCUUCUAAACUGAAACCAUCUGCUACCCCAGAAGUACAGCAUGUGAAACCUGCCCCUAAACCAUCGCUUUUUGAGCAUAGUACACCUAAAACAUCUCAGACCAGUGAACAACCAAAAGCAACACUAGCUCCUAAAGAAGCAAAACUUAUAACUUCUACGUUUAAACCUGCACCAUCUGCCAGAUCCAAAAAACCACGAAUCAAACCUGUUCCCAGUAAAGCUUCUCCUUCCAAACCUAAGGUCUUUCUGCACCCAGAAGAACCUAUGACAAUGCUGGCAGCAACCUUUCCAGCGUCAGUCACUACUAAGAAUCUGUACACAUUUGAACAUCCAAAGACCUCAGAGGCAACCAGGAAAUAUGUGCCAUUGCCAGUCAUUACUCUGAUUCCCCGUGCUCUUGAGCAUCUGCAGACUACAACUGCUCCAGCUGAAACACAAUUCAUUCCCACCCAGACUAAAACAUCCCCUCAGCCAGAACAAUCACAUUCUAAAUCUGUCUCGGAACCCAUUACAUUUAGAAUUGAACCACCAAGGUCAACAAUAGCUCCAAAAGAGACUCAACAUACUCCUUCUAAACCUAAACCUUCACCCAAACUUCAUAUCCCACAGGCCAAAGAUGUCCUGGAAUCUGUAACAUUUAGAACUGAUCAACCAAAAACAGCAAUAGUUCCAAAAGAAACGCACCGUGUUCCCUCCAAACCUAAAACAUCACCAAGCUCAGAGGUGCCACAAACCAAACCUGCUCCUAGAGAGACACGUCGUGGGCCUUCCAAACCUAAAACAUCACCUAGUCCACAUGUUCCUCCAACCAGAGCAAGUCCAAAAGAGAGUCAACGAGUCUCUUCCAAGCCCAAAGCAUCACCAAGCCCAGAUGUAUCACAGACAAAACCUGUUUUGGCACCUAUAACAUUUACAGUUGAAAAACCAAAGGCAACAAUAGCUCCUAAAGAACCGCAACAUACUCCCUUUAAACCUAAAGCAGCUCCCAUCCCAGAUGCUCCCUACAGCAAGCCUGAAAUCAUUCUACCCUUCCAUGAGCCAGUUACCACUAUGAUUCCUCAUAUUCCUGAACGAACAAAGGCAACACUGGCUCCAACUGAAAAACAGUUCAUUCCUACCAAACCAAAAACAUCUGCCAAGCCAAGAGUGCCACACACCAAACCUGCUCCAAAAGAAACACUGCACAUUCCUUCCAAACCCAAAACAUCUGUCGGGCCAGAAGUACCACAGACUAAACUCGCUCCAAGGACGACACACCUGGGAUCAAUUAACCUUAUAACGGUUCAUGUUGUUGAUGGGUCCAAAAUGACUUUGGUUCCCAAUGAAACAUACCAGCUCUCACCCAAGACCAAGAGUGCUCUAGCGACUGAAAUUCCCCAGUUGAAAACAGCACCACAUAAAAUACGCCUCACUUCUGCGAGACCAAAGCCAUCUGAUAAAUUACAGACCAGACCUGCUGUUAGUAGAACCACACUAGCGCCAGCUAGAACAAAAACUCUUGGACUGCCAAAAUGGAUUGUGCCAGCAACAGGUAGAGAUGAUGUAUAUACACCUGAGGAUAUCGUCAAACUAAUUGGCGUGGAUGUAGAAAAACCUAUGGAAUAUAGUGAUACAUGGGAAAAAAUGUUUUCUGUAACUACAUCACCUGGCCCUCACCGUCCUCCUGUACCUCCUGUCAAGCCCACACAGAUGCGAAGAAGACCUCUGCCUCCAAACACAGUGACUGGUAAACCAGGGAGUCCAGCUAAACCUGCUGGACCAACAACACUUGUGAAGACAGGAGUACCAUAUAAGACACCAACAGCUUCUGCAACUCCAGAUUAUUAUGUUGAUGCAACUGUCUUCAGCUCAAGUCCUACAUCAGAAACUGAUUCAUCAGGCAAACCAAGAUACCAAGCCCCUCAUGUCAAGUACAUGAAGAAAGAUGAUGAUGUGCCUUGUUCUAUCACAAGCUCCCUUGAACACUUCCCUCAAGAAGAAGGUGGCAGCAAGGAAGAAGCUACUCAUCCUCCACAAAACCCUCCAACCAACCUCACAGUGGUGACUGUCGAGGGCUGCCCAACUUUUGUCAUAUUGGACUGGGAAAAACCAGACAAUGACACUGUUACUGAGUAUGAAGUUGUGUCAACUGAAAAUGGAGGAAUUGAUGGUGAAAAGGAGCAAUCAAUUAUCACUACAAAUCAGACCCAUUCCACCGUGGAAAACCUAAAACCUGACACAAGUUAUGAAUUCCACGUGAAACCUAGAAACCCUCUUGGUGAAGGUCCAAGCAGCAAUGUUGUGGCAUUUAGUACCGAAUCAGCGGAUCCAAGAGUGAGUGAGCCCAUUUCAAUGGGAAAGGAUGCUAUCUGGACUGAAAUCCCAUUUAAUUCUGACACCUUUUCAGAAUGCAAAGGGAAACAAUACGUAAAGAGGACUUGGUAUAAGAAGUUUGUAGGUGUGCAGCUGUGUAAUUCUUUGAGAUAUAAGAUAUACCUCAGCGACUCACUUACAGGAAAAUUUUAUAACAUAGGAGACCAGAGGGGCCACGGAGAAGAUCACUGCCAAUUUGUAGACUCAUUCUUAGAUGGAAGGACAGGACAGCAAGAAGAUCUACCAGUCAAAGAUGGCUUUUUCAGGGCAGUUCGCCAAGAACCCGUCAAAUUUGGAAAAAUAGGUGGCGAGACUCAAAUUAACUAUGUUCGGUGGUAUGAGUGUGGAACAUCGAUACCUGGAAAAUGGUAGACCCGACAUGAACUUGGUAAAGAAAGAGGUCCAUCACUAUCCACCCCUUCCAACUGCCCAAAGCAAGCUCAAAGAUGAAAAUGUUUAUGGUAUGCCUGUCAUUUAAAGAAUUUUGCUAACGUGUAAUGGUUUAUACAAAUCUAAUGACAAUACUGCAUUAAUUGUGUAAUAGCAUAGGCUGCUUACUGUAGUUAUCCAGUUUUAAAAAUUUGGUUUUAGGUUUUAAAAAAAAACAACACAGGUUAAGGACAUGGUGUAGGAUAAUGUAUAGGGAAGCUGGCUCCCUAUUCUUGAGGUAUGGUUUAUAUGGUAUUUUAAAAGAUACAGUGUGUAUAUUAUUUAUCACAGUGUUGUAAUAAAUGUUUAAGGCACAGUUAUGGCAAAGUUGGUCAUGGAAUACAAUGUGCAUUAGUUUUAAAUAUUCACUGUUUUUUAUUAUAUUGUAAAGUGCUGUAAGCUAGUUCUCCCCAUUCAUAAAUUAUAGAAUAGAAAAAGACCCUAAAUCUUUUAAUAUCCUGCAACCAGUAAACAUGAAGAGCUUUCUCCUUAGACGUACAAACAAUUCAUACUCCUGCCAAAAACAAAGGUAGGUUUAUUGUACGUGCAGCUUUAAACGAUCAAGUUAGUGUGUUUUGGUUUUUUUCCCCCCAUGGUAGUUUUCAAACGCAAGCUUCAACUCUGGCAAAACGGUAUGAGCAGCCUAUUGCUAAAAAGUUAGAAAUAUCUGCCUGUUUAACUUGGCAGUGCUUUAGUUGGUUUGUUUAUCUGUAAUUAAAGCAGACAGGUAUAUAUGUACAUGAGAAAAGAAUAUACGCAACUGACCUCCACUGCCAUGGCUUUUCAUUAACGUGUACUGUUUUCAGAGGUUUAGCCUUAAUACUUCAACAGCCAAAUGUAUAUAUAGUACAGGAGGAUUUGGAAAUGUCCGAAAAUACAAAAUGUAGAAGAGAGGCCCCUGUAUUUAAAACUAAGCUAAUAAUAAUAGCACAGUUUGUUUCAUAAACAGAAAAAAGUGGUUUAAAAAAUGUUUGUUGUUUGGGGAAAAAGGGAAAAUAGUGAUAAACGAACUUUUAAAACUGCUUUUAAUUUUGAUUAAAAUCUCUCCCAAAGCUACUUGUUGUACUGCUUGAACAUUUAUGAACUAAAUAAAGAGAUGUAGUUUUUUUUUAAGGUGUUAUUCAUUACACUAUUAAUGUAUUGAAAAAAUAUGAACAGGAACACUAAGAUAUAUAUAGUAGAAAUAAUCAUUUAUAGAAAAUGCCUUUAAAGUACAUUGCAGGUACACUGUACUACUACUAAUAAAAUAUUUUUUAAUCAAA